AUGGGUGGAGUUGAAUUUGAAGGCACUGUUGACCCUACAGUUGCCGAGAAGUGGUUCGAACGGAUUGAAAGAGUGUUCGAGCAGUUAGAGUGUUCAGACACUGCCAAAUUUAAGUAUGCUGUCUCACUGUUACAAAAAUAUUCCUAUGAUUGGUGGGUAAGUGUACCGAAUGCUAGGGAAAAACCUCCUGUUCUUACUUGGAAUGAUUUUGUGAAAGAAUUUAAUAAGAAGUAUGUCCCACCUGCUUAUCAUGAUGUAAACAAAAAGGAGUUCUUAAAUUUAGAGCAAGGGAGUAUGUCUAUCACUGAAUAUCAGCAGAAGUUUCUCAGGCUGUCCCACUAUGCUGGGGUUUUAGCUGCUCUUACUUGGGAAAGGAUCGACAAGGAACAAGUUGGUAGAAAUGAACACAAGUUCAGGAAAGCUUAUGUAGAUUCACGAGGUCCAUCAAAAAGGGGGAGGUUUGACAGUUCCAAAGCUAAUACUUUUCGCAAGUUAUCCCAACACAAGCAAAAUAGAUCAAGUUCCUUUACUGCCAGCACUCCAAGCUAUGGCCAAGGCAAGACUCGUAUACCCACUUGUGCACAAUGUGGAAAGAAUCACUUUGGUACUUGUAGAAGAGCUUCCGGCGCUUGUUUUAAUUAUGGGAGCUUUGAUUAUAAAGUGAGGGAUUGUCCUAAUCCUAACCCCACUUCUUCUCCGCAUACAGAAGGCUCGGUUCAAAAACCUGUUACCAUUCCCUCUCAAGGAAAUAAAGGUGCAAGACUGUUACACCCCAUACUCUGGUACCUCAAAACGCUUUUUAAGCUUCUUAAGUUUCUGGGAAGGAUCUUAAGUUAUAUUUAG
Solanum dulcamara is the source of this 843-nucleotide messenger RNA. RefSeq lists its product as uncharacterized. Lineage: Eukaryota; Viridiplantae; Streptophyta; Magnoliopsida; Solanales; Solanaceae. The transcript has 2 exons. The coding region runs from base 1 to 843 and encodes 280 amino acids. The record is from RefSeq and is a predicted model, not a curated record.